AUGUAUAUUUCGUGUUCGUUAUAUAGUCCCAUUUUUUUUUGUGAUGAUUUUUUCCUUUGGGAGGAAAAGGAAGAAGAAAAAAAACUAUUUACAUUUUUUUGUUGGAUUGUACAUGGUGGCUACUUUUUCCGUUUGUACCAAGCUCGUUUGGCCGCGGUGCGACGUUUGGCCCUGGUUAGUCGUGGUGUGGUUUCGGUGAUACUGUCGUGUUGUGCUGGUGUUGGUAGGUCACUGAUUCUCUCUGAUACUGCUGAUAGUGAUGUUAUUGUCGCUUCUAUAAGAUUUGUUCGUUGA
Messenger RNA from Macrosiphum euphorbiae (potato aphid), 294 nucleotides. The record is from the annotation of a GenBank genome assembly. NCBI's taxonomy places the organism in Eukaryota, Metazoa, Arthropoda, Insecta, Hemiptera, Aphididae.